AUGGUGCAGUGCCGAGCGAAGAUAAAGGAGCUGAGGCAGGCACACCAGAAGAGCCUUGAGGAUAUUUCGGCGAGGCUGGAGGUGGCGGUCAGUGGACCUAACCCCAAGGACAAAGUCGUAUACAAGGAGGUGGAGUUGGACGAUGAUGCGGAGCCCAUGGCAGGGUUGUCUGGUGCGGCAGUGAGUCAGGAACUGUUCUCCAGUCCGGAGGUGUCUAUCCAGUCCCAGCAGCCCCACUCCAGUGAGGAAGAAGCAGGAGAGGAGACCCCUGAUGUGGCCUACAGGGGAAACCCCUACACACUGGCGGAGCACCUCCGCCAGAUAAGGAAGAAUAGCAAGGAGGACAUGUUCCAAGAGGUGCUCGAAUCUUCUGAGGCAGAAAAAAAGAGACUGCAGGGAGUGGAGAGAAAUGGAAAGCCUCUGCCCUUCAGCCACAUCACCCCCCUGCUCAGCGCCCGCAAGGCCAAUCAGCGGGACUGGAGCCGCCCACGGAUCGAAGUGCGUCUGAAGAGUCACAAUCAGGUUGAUCCAGUGAUAGACACGGCCACGGCCCUGAGGGGACCCCGCCCUGUGCUCCUGCUGUCCCACAUCCUGCUGUCUGGUUCCUUGGGCCUGAUUGGGGAACGUGACGGGUACACACAGUUCAAGAGGCAGCACAUUGAUUACCCUAAGACCAAUGCCCCCGACAACCAGAACUAUUGCAACUACAUGAUGAAAAAACGCAACAUAAACAAAGAUGCCCCCAAGUGCAAACGCAUCAACACCUUCAUCCACGCCUGUGAACAAGAGAUCCAAGCCAUCUGCUGCUGUGAAAGGAUAAGCAACAACAGCAACAUCUACCAGAGUACGGCAAUCUUCAACCUCACCAUAUGCCAGCUGAAUUCUACAAACGGCCACAGGCCCUGUACAUACGAGAAACAAGAAAAGACUUCCAAGAUCCGCGUGGCUUGUAACGAAGAGCACCUGCCCGUGCACUUCGAAAAAUCUAUGCAAGCAACUUCUAUGUCUCUAGAGAAGAUCCAAACCCAACUGGGUCACACCUCGACUGGGCUGCCCCGCCCCCACAAGGAGCGCAAGCAGGGAGCGGCUCUGAAACCUCAGGUGGGGACAGAGAGCUAAGCACAAGGGGGGACAAACAACAGAAUCAAACCUGUAUGGCCCCCGCCAGCACAAGCGACCUGCCCCAACGGGGAAC
Molecule: messenger RNA, 1195 nt
Organism: Chrysemys picta bellii (western painted turtle)
Lineage: Eukaryota; Metazoa; Chordata; Testudines; Emydidae
Source: RefSeq, a predicted model, not a curated record